GCAUGACCCACAUUGAGUUCUUUCUUGAAUUUUUGAUAACUUUCUUCCAGCAAAAUGGGUAACCCGAAUGCUCCAUUAGCGGGAGUUACUAAAGAUUUUAAAGCUAGGCUGGCAUGCUACAAAAAUGAUUGGGUUGAUACAUGUGGCUCUGGAGCAAGGAUUUUGGCUCCAACAGCAUACAUUUUCUUUGCUUCUGCUGUUCCUGUAAUCGCCUUUGGGGAGCAAUUGAGUCGGGAUACAGAGGAGACCUUAAGCCCUGUUGAGACACUUGCUUCUACCGCUAUCUGUGGGGUCAUCCAAGCGGUUUUCGGUGGGCAGCCGUUGUUGAUUCUAGGAGUUGCAGAACCAACCAUUAUAAUGUACCACUACUUAUAUGAUUUUGCCAAGAGCAGGAUAGGAAAAGAACUGUAUUUAGCAUGGGUCGGGUGGGUCUGUUUCUGGACGGCCUUGAUGCUGUUUCUUCUAGCUAUUUUUAACGCUUGUACCGUUAUCACUCGAUUUACAAGGGUGGCAGGGGAACUUUUUGGCAUGUUAAUCACAGUUCUUUUCAUUCAGGAGGCCAUCAGGGGUGUGAUCAGUGAAUUUAGCAUGCCAGAAGGUGAAAAUGCCACAGAAGAGAUAUAUCAUUUUGAAUGGCUUUAUAUUAAUGGGUUACUCGCAGUUAUAUUCACUAUUGGUGUGCUUAUCAUGUCCCUGGAGAGCAGAGAAGCUAGGUCCUGGCGUUAUGGUACAGGCUGGCUUCGGAGUAUAAUUGCAGACUACGGGGUUCCACUGAUGGUUGUGCUAUGGACUGCAAUAUCUUACAGCGUACCGAGCAAAAUUCCUUCUGGAGUACCCAGGAGGCUGAACAGUGCUCUUCCUUGGGAUUCUUCAUCAAUGUACCAUUGGACGGUGGCUAAGGACAUGGGAAAGGUACCGGCAGGGUAUAUUUUUGCUGCCAUUAUACCAGCCCUGAUGAUUGCAGGUCUAUACUUUUUUGAUCACAGUGUAGCUUCGCAGCUGGCUCAACAGAGUGAAUUCAACCUGACAAAACCAACUGCCUACCACUAUGAUAUCUUGUUGCUGGGGGUCAUGACUUUAAUCUGCGGAUUACUUGGACUUCCUCCUUCGAAUGGGGUGCUUCCACAAUCUCCGAUGCAUACCAAGAGUCUCGCAGUCCUUAAGAAGCAGGUGAUUCGGGAUAAAAUGGUUAAGUGUGCAAAAGAGGGCAUGAAAGAGCAAGUCAGCCACUCAGAGAUCUAUAGACGAAUGCACACUGUGUUUGUUGAGAUGGACAGUGCUCCAUCACAAGCUGUGGAGAAAGAGUUGGCAGACUUGAAGGAAGCUGUCGUGAAACACGACAACGAAGGAGAAUCAAAUGGCAAAUUUGAUCCUGAAAAGUGUAUUGAUCUCCACUUGCCCGUUCGAGUAAACGAGCAAAGAGUCAGCAACUUUCUGCAAUCCGUAGCUGUGGGGCUUGCUAUCUGCGCUAUGCCUGUGAUCAAGAUGAUACCAACCUCGGUUUUAUGGGGAUACUUCGCCUACAUGGGCAUCGAAAGCCUCCCAGGUAAUCAGUUCUGGGAGAGGAUGCUGCUGCUCCUUGUUCCUCCUCGUCGUCGUUUCAAAGUCCUUCAAGAGUCCCAUGCUUCCUUUGUGGAGUCAGUCCCUUUCAAAUACAUAACCUCAUUCACACUGUUUCAGUUAGUCUACCUCUUGGUGUGUUUUGGAAUAACCUGGAUACCCAUUGCUGGAAUAUUGUUUCCACUGCCUUUUUUCCUUCUGAUAAGCAUAAGAGAGCACCUUCUCCCAAAGGUGUUUCCACCUCAAUAUCUUCAGGAACUGGAUGCAGCUGAGUACGAAGAAAUUAUCGGAAAUCCAUUUAGGAGGAGUCCAUCUAAGAGGGACGGCGAAUCACCUGAUGAUGAUAGCGGUGAGAGUUCCGACGAGUUUACUGAUGCUGAAAUACUAGACGAGAUGACGACCCACAGAGGUGAAUUGAAGCACAGGUCGAUGAACUCCCGAGACAGGUUAUCUCAGAAGGAUCUACUGCCAAAAGUGGAUCACUUGCAAUGAAAUUGUCAA
This is a messenger RNA of Sesamum indicum (sesame), 2061 nucleotides long. Its product is annotated as boron transporter 4. Gene Ontology annotation, cellular component: plasma membrane. Gene Ontology annotation, molecular function: solute:inorganic anion antiporter activity. Lineage: Eukaryota; Viridiplantae; Streptophyta; Magnoliopsida; Lamiales; Pedaliaceae. Gene Ontology annotation, biological process: transmembrane transport; monoatomic ion homeostasis; monoatomic anion transport. The record is from RefSeq and is a predicted model, not a curated record.